AUGUGUUUGAUAUCAUUUAAGAGGUCUCUGUGUGACUGGUAUAGUGGUGUCUUUCCCAUGUUGAUAAAACUAAUGGUAACAAAGUUAUAAUGUCUUUGCCAAAUACUGCAUAAUUCUGGAGGUGUCUCCCCCUCCUUGACCUACAACUGAAAUGAUCUCCUUUAUGUUAACAAGGUUAAACCCCAGGAAGUCAAGAACCCAUUCACCCCCAAAUUCUCAUUGUCCAAAGGAUAAUACCAUUUGGUACACAAUGUUUAUUCUGUCUAGAUAUUUAAGGAAAGUUGGCAGGAAGCUCUGGGAAUCUGUAAGCAGAUCUCCCAUGCUGUACCGCUGCAUGUAGUUUUGUCAGGUAUGUUUCUUUGACUUGUCUUUUAUUUUUAGUAAUGCUUGUUUAUUCUGAUCAUAUGAAAUUGGCUUUGAUUUGAAUUUCUGCAACAAUGUUUUAUAUCCUACCUGACAAAUAAAUUGUUAUUAUUUGAUUUAUUCUGAAUUCCUCUGAAAUCAUUACUGGAGCUUUAAUAUAGGAGGAAGCCAUUUAAAGACUCUCAGUUUGAAUUUAGACCACUCAGGACAACCAGGUAGGACAACCACCUAGGACAGCCGGUUAGGAUUUGAAUUUCAUUAGACCAGGGUAGACCAUACUGGAGCUUUAAUAUAGGAGAAACCACUCAGGACAACCGGGUAGGAGAAAGCCAUUUAAAGACUCGGUCACUGCUCACCACCCGCCUUAGCAAGUUGUAUGUACGUGACUAAGUGGCAAUAUCAUCUGGUUAUGAGACAAGCCAAACCAGAUGAUAUUAUUUAACCCUACAACCGCUGACUAAGAACGGAACUGGCUAUCCAUUUUCGGGAGGUUUACGUAAUUUAAUAACGGCCAGCGUAAGUCUCCAAAGAUCGAAUGGACAAUGAAUAGAAGAGGAUUUAGAGUAAUCAAUAACCUAAAAAUGUUAAAUUAAAAGAAUGAUCAGAAAUUAAUUAGAGCUUAAAUAUAAAUUAGAGGUCAACUUAAAAUUGGAGUCAGAUUAAUAUAAAAUUGGAGUCAGAUAAAGUGAAUAACGGAAUCAAAGGUGUGAAUUAACAAUAAUUGCUUUACUUCAGCGCUCAGAAAAGACAGAACAACGCAGAGACCUUCAAGGGCAAUUUAUUGAAGUUCCACUCCGGAACGGAUAGAAAAUUCUCUCUUUUUACAUUACUAUUAUUUUUAUUGUUACUACUAUUAUGAUGUAUAUAUAUUGAUGCUUUGGCAAUAUUGUAUUUUAGGGAUAGUUCACCCAAAAAUUAUUAUUUUCUCUCCUCAUGCCAUGCCAGAUGUGUAUGACUUUCUUUCUUCUGCUGAACACAAAUGACGAUUUUUAGAAGAAUCUCUCACCUCUGUUGGUCCUUACAAUGCAAGUGAAUGGUGACCAGACCUUAGAAACUCAAAAAAAAAAAAAAAAAAAAAAAACACAAGACUAAUCCAUAAGACUCCAGUGGUUAAAGGGGCAUUCAGUAGUUCUCUAGCUUGCAUUAGCAUUGCUCUUCUUCGUGUACUUUAAGUACCGAUGUUACAGUGGUGUUAGACGUUGUACUGCCAUCUUUUCCUGAGACGGCUGAGGAAGUUUGGAAUGAACCGCCACAUCCUCACACGGUUCUACACCUGCACUGUGGAGAGCAUCCUGACUGGCUGCAUCUCCACCUGGUACGGCAAUAGCACCGCCCACAAUCGCAAAGCACUGCAAAGGGUGGUGCGAACUGCCAGACACAUCAUCGGAGGUGAGCUUCCCUCCCUCCAGGAAAUAUAUACAAGGCGGUGUGUGAAAAAGCUCGGAGGAUCAUCAGAGACUCCAGCCACCCGAGCCAUGGGCUGUUCUCACUGCUACCAUCAGAACGAAAGCUGCAGAAAAUUUGACUUGUGAACAUAAGAGGAGACAAUAACAAUGGCUACAGUCACUGCAGAGGAGAUAAAGUCUGAACUGGACACUUUUAACAUAGCCUUCAAUGAUGAAACCGUGGACAAAAUGUUGGAGCAAUGUUUGUGUCACAGGCUGAAGGGUGAUGAGAUAGUAUGUGAGUGGUUUGCUUUCAGCUCCACUAAGGACCAGCUGCCGCUCACUCUUGAUAAUCUGGAGCAGUUUAAACAUGAGAUACUGAACAAGAAGAAAAUGCCUAAAGGCUCAUCUAAAGCAAGUCAGAUUACCAGGACCAGAGAUAUCAACUCUAUCCAGGAAUUAAUCAGAGCAGAGGAGGAAGAAGAGAGCAUGCUGGAUUCCUAUUCAACACCUGCUAAGGGAUCUCAGAAGAGAGCUCUGACCACUCCAGAGCAUCCUCAGUCCAAGAGGGGCGUGGCUCGACUUGCAAGCCCUAGUCUAAUGCUGUCACCUGCCAGCUUCUCACCAAGUGCAACCCCAUCUCAGAAAUAUGGCAUGCGUGGAGGCAGAGGGGAGGUCGUCUCAACGUUUGGGACAGUGCAGGGUCCUCGCUGGGCAGGUAAAGGACAGAGCAGUGUGAGGGUAGAGAUGCUGGAGAGGAGAGAGGAUUCACUGACCAGCAGCUACAAAUACAUGUUCCAGAGGCUGAGAGAUGUGCGGGAUGUUCUAACUGGGAAGAUUGAAGAGCUUGGAGAAGAGUUGCGGACUCACUUCAACAUAGAGGAGUUCUCUCCAGUUUCAUUACCUGUUCAGGACAGCAUCACAGUACUGGGGCAGGUGUGUUGUGACAGUAACGGGAAGCUAAAUGCCCAGUCUGUGCUGCUUGAGGCCGGGCAUGAACAGGGAGGCAGACAGGUGCCUGUGGAUCUCUCAGAGCUCAGAGAGUUCUCACUCUUCCCUGGACAAGUUGUUGUUAUGGAAGGUAUGAAUACUUCUGGAGAGAAGUUUGUUGCCACCAAACUAUAUGAGGGUUUGUCCUUACCUUUCUAUUCUCCUCCUGAAGUGAAACAAGAAAUGGAUGAAGUAUCUGAGCCUGUCAUGGUGAUGAUGGCCUGUGGACCGUACACUCCCUCUGACAGCCUGACAUAUGACCCCCUGCUUGACCUCAUUACUAUCAUCAACAAAGAUCGUCCUGAUGUCUGCAUUCUGUUUGGGCCUUUUGUUGAUUCCAAACAUGAACAGAUAGAGAAAAACCAGGUAACGGAAACAUUUGAAACUAUCUUCAAGAGAUGUGUGGACAGUAUUGUGGAGGGAACCAAAGGAACGAGAUGCAGGUUGGUGUUUGUGCCUUCUCAGAGAGAUGUUCAUCACCAUUACAUUUAUCCUCAGCCACCGUUCAGCCUGUCCAGCCUCAGCAAGGAUGAUUCAGUGCGAGUAACCUUAGCUCCUGACCCAUGCACUCUCCUCAUUGGUAAUGUUACCUUUGGCCUGACCUCUACAGACAUUCUGUUUCAUAUGGGAGCGGAAGAAAUCAGCAGUGGCACAGGCACAGAACGUUUCUCACGGAUCAUGAAACACAUGUUAACCCAGAGAAGCUACUAUCCACUCUAUCCUCCUGCAGAGGAAGUUAACAUGGAUUAUGAGAAGUUUCAACAUUUUGGCCAAAUGGCCAUCACACCUGAUUUCCUUAUCGUUCCUUCUGAACUUCGUUAUUUCAUCAAGGAUGUGAUUGGCUGUGUAUGUGUCAAUCCUGGCCGUCUCACUAAAGGACAUGUGGGUGGGACUUAUGGACGGUUGCUCAUUCAGCCAAAUCCUGUGCUGGUAGAAGGGAAGAGAGUGAGUCCAUGUAUAGCAGGACAGGUUGUGAAAAUAUGAUAUGGAUGUACUCUUCUUUUUUUACUAGAUUUCUGUUUUUGAACUUUGUUCAUUAAAUCAUGUCUGUAUGUUAUUGUCUGUAUGAAAUAUUUUCACUUAAAAUAGAUGGAAAAUAAAUUGCUUAAUAAAUCAAUUAGUCACUUUAGAACAGAAAGUAAUUGGAUACACAUGAGUAAAUGGCACAAUAUAUUGUCAGUUCAUUCAUCAGUAUGAACUUUAUUUAAAAAGCUAAUUAAUUUGCAAAUUUUGUUAAUUUAGUCUAAUAUCACUGUCGAUCACACUUUGAGAAUGAUUCUUUAAACAUUCUAAUAGACUUAAAUGAGCUGGUAAAAAAGCUUAAAUAUACAGCAAGCUUAUUGAAAGAUCCUUUCCAUAUCAGUCACUAAAAGGAAAAAUUACAAUUUUGCAUAAAUGUACAGAAAAUGUGUUUUGCUGCUCCCAUGAACAUUAACAAUGAGGUUGUUUUCUGGAUACACUUGGAUUUCAUUAAAAGGCAACUACAUA
This is a messenger RNA of Myxocyprinus asiaticus (Chinese sucker), 4226 nucleotides long. Its product is annotated as DNA polymerase alpha subunit B-like. The record is from RefSeq and is a predicted model, not a curated record. Gene Ontology annotation, molecular function: DNA binding. Gene Ontology annotation, cellular component: alpha DNA polymerase:primase complex. Lineage: Eukaryota; Metazoa; Chordata; Actinopteri; Cypriniformes; Catostomidae. The transcript has 19 exons. Bases 1917 to 3722 code for a protein of 601 amino acids. Gene Ontology annotation, biological process: DNA replication; DNA replication initiation.